CCCCAAUAUGGUCUAUUGGCUUCGACUCUUCGAGUACUCCAAUUCGCUCCUCCUUCCUUAUCUUAGUUAUCUCAGUUAUGUAAAACGACAAAAUGUGAACCUCCAUAGACCAAAAACAAAAGCCAAUCAAAGACCUCCUUCAAACUCACUCAUAUUCAUUCAUCAUCUUCACUUCCUUCAAUCUCUGAUCAUACUCCAAAACCCUAAAAUCCGCCAUGGAAGCAGCUUCUUGCUCUUUACAAGUGUACCAAGUCUCACUCUCUCCAAUUCGCUCUUCACCUCGCUUACUCACUUCCUUCUCUCGAAUUUCUUUCUCUUCCAACUAUAAAUUCAAUCUCAACUCCUCAUUUCGCGUCAUUCGGCUCAAAAAACACUGCUCAAUUUCAAGUAGAUCUGACAUUUUCGUCACUCAAGGAGCGUCGAAAGAAAAUGGGAAGCGUAUUGAAGAAGAUGCGGAGGAGAGAGAAUUUGACUUGAAAUCUUGGAUGCAUUCUAAUGGUUUACCUCCUUGUAAAGUUGUUCUUAAGGAAAAACCCUCACAUAAUUCUAAUCACAGGGCAAUUCAUUAUGUUGCAGCUAGUGAGGAACUUCAGGCUGGUGAUACUGCAUUUUCGGUUCCGAAUUCGUUGGUUGUCACACUCGAGAAGGUCUUGGGUAACGAAAUUGUUGCGGAACUUUUGGCUUCAAACAAAUUGUCAGAGUUAGCUUGCUUGGCAUUAUAUUUGAUGUAUGAAAAGAAGCAGGGUAAAAAGUCUUUUUGGUAUCCAUAUAUCAGAGAGCUUGAUCGGCAGAGAGGUAGGGGACAACUUGCCGUGGAGUCUCCUCUUCUUUGGUCAAAGAGUGAACUCUCUUAUCUUUCUGGCAGUCCUGUCCUGGCUGAAAUUAUGGUAAGGGACGAGGGAAUAAAAAAGGAGUAUGAUGAGCUCGACACAGUAUGGUUUAUGGCAGGAUCGCUUUUUCAGCAAUAUCCUUAUGACAUUCCCACCGAGGCUUUUCCUUUUGAGAUCUUUAAGCAAGCGUUUGUUGCUGUUCAGUCUUGUGUGGUGCAUUUACAGGGAGUGAGCUUGGCACGCAGAUUUGCUUUGGUGCCGUUGGGCCCCCCACUUUUAGCUUAUAAAAGUACCUGCAGGGCAAUGUUAACUGCUGUAGACGAUGCUGUGCAUUUGGUGGUUGACCGACCUUACAAGGAUGGAGAACCUAUUGUUGUCUGGUGUGGGCCGCAGCCCAAUUCCAAGUUGCUAAUUAAUUAUGGUUUCGUUGACGAAGAUAAUCCCUAUGACCGUAUUGUGGUUGAGGCUGCUUUAAGCACAGAGGAUCCACAAUAUCAGGAGAAGAGAAUGGUUGCCCAACGUAAUGGAAAAUUAUCUCAGCAAAGUUUUCAUGUCCAUGUGGGGAAGGAAAAAGAAGCAGUUGCUGACAUGCUUCCAUAUUUGAGACUUGGUUAUCUUUCAGAUCCUGCAGAGAUGCAAUCUGUUAUCACUUCUCAGGGGCCAGUAUGUCCCGUGAGUCCUUGCGUUGAAAGAGCUGUUCUGGACCAGCUUUUGGAUUAUUUCAAGGAAAGACUUUCUGGCUACUCUACCACAUUAAUGGAGGAUGAUGCCUUGUUGGCAGAUCAAAAUCUAAAUCCCAAAAAACGAGUUGCUACUCAGCUUGUUAGGCUGGAAAAGAAAAUUCUACAAGCAUGCUUGCAGGCAACUGUGGAUUUAAUAAACCUGUUGCCUGAUCACAGUGUCUCUCCUUGUCCUGCUCCAUAUGCCCCUUCAUUGAAGUGAAAGUACCAUAAGAUUUCCUUGUGGCUGUAAGAGGAAGCGUUGGAAUCUUUUCUUGUACAUGGUGAUAUCAAAUUAUGAGGUGUCCCGAAGAGAAUGUGCACCAUGUAUUUCUGGUGUAUAUGGUGGUGGUAUGGCAGAAGUAAAUAUGCAAUUAAGAUGUAAAGUUGCUAUAAUUCUGUCUCUAUUGUUCCUCGCUCAUCAUAUACAAAAUAGAUUAACUUUAGAACCCCUUGCGCCAAUCUAGCUCUACUAUCUUUUAUCUACACUGUAAUUUUUUAACAAAUCUAUGAUGUAAGAUUUGUUUACCAAAUUGAUGUAGAGGAAUAAUAUGAUGGGUGUUUUGAAUCCUUGUGUUUUAGAGUAUUCAAAGGGCCUUUCCAUCUAAAAAAACAAAUUAAGUAGCUUCAGUAAUCAUUAGUAACAAUUGAUUAUGCAGGUUAAGGUUAUUUUAUGACAUUUGAGAUAUAUUUUCUA
This is a messenger RNA of Chenopodium quinoa (quinoa), 2246 nucleotides long. Its product is annotated as histone-lysine N-methyltransferase setd3-like. The transcript is spliced from 13 exons. Gene Ontology annotation, biological process: peptidyl-lysine monomethylation. Gene Ontology annotation, molecular function: protein-lysine N-methyltransferase activity. NCBI's taxonomy places the organism in Eukaryota, Viridiplantae, Streptophyta, Magnoliopsida, Caryophyllales, Amaranthaceae. Bases 216 to 1772 code for a protein of 518 amino acids. Gene Ontology annotation, cellular component: chloroplast stroma. The record is from RefSeq and is a predicted model, not a curated record.